GAAGUGCACAGCGCCCCGACGGAGAGGAGUGGACCGCUAUACGCACCGAUACGCUCUGCAUCCCUGUGGCUCUCCAGAAACUUUAGCAAGGGUGAGAAGGUUCACAGGACAGCACUGGGCGCUGGGUUUGGUGUUCAGAGAUGACCAACGACACCGUCCUGCUGCCGGAAGACUAUGAGAUCAACGCCUCCGAGCAGCUUAGCCCCCUGGCGCUGGUCCUCCACAACCACAGCGCGUUCCCGCCGCUGAACCUGCAGUCCAGCUCCCUGGUCACCUCGGCCACCAUGUUCGCGGUGGGGGUCCUGGGGAACGUCAUAGCCAUCGUGGUGUUGUGCAUCUCCAAGAAAGAGCAGAAGGAGACCAUCUUCUACACGCUGGUGUGCGGCAUGGCCGUCACCGACCUGCUGGGGACGUGCUUCACCAGCCCGGUGGUGAUCGCCACCUACGUGGCCGGACGGUGGCCAGGCGGGGUCCUGCUGUGCGACUACUUCUCCUUCUCCAUGCUGUUCUUCGGCUCGGCCGGGAUGUCCAUCAUGUGCGCCAUGGCCGUGGAGCGCUACCUGGCCAUCAGCCACGCGUACUUCUACUCGCAGCACAUAGACCGCUCCAUGGCGCGCCUCGCGCUCAUCGCCAUCUACCUGGCCAACAUCACGCUGUGUGUCAUGCCCAGUUUCGGGUUUGGAAGGCAUGUCCGUCACUACCCGGGGACUUGGUGUUUUCUGGACUGGAGGGCGACGGAUCCACUGGGUGCGUCUUACUCAUUUCUCUACGGCGGCGUAAUGUUGGUUUUAAUCGCCGUGACCGUUUUGUGCAAUUAUGCCGUAUGCAGGUCGCUGGUGGGGAUGAACCAGAGGUACACAAGGACAGUCAAGACGGAGGCGUCCAUGCGCAGCGGGGCGCGGCGCCGCUUCCCGCGCAUGCCAUCGGUCACCUCCGCCGCGGAGAUGCAGAUGCUCUGGCUUCUCAUCCUGAUGACGAUUGUAUUCCUCGUCUGUUCCAUCCCCUUUGUGGUGCGCAUCUUUGUGAACCAGCUGUACGGUCCUGCUUAUAUCUCCGCUGCAGGGAGUGAUCUGCUUGCGAUCCGCUUUGCCUCAUUCAACCCUAUUCUAGACCCAUGGGUGUACAUUCUAUGCCGGAAGAACUUGUUGGUGAAGGGCUGUGAGAGGUUGAAGCGGACAGUGGGACAUGUCAAGGAGGACCGCGUCCACUCGGCGGGCUGGGUGGGACAAAACUCGCCCCAGUUGUUUGACCACAGCAACGACACCAGCUACGCGUCAUUACGCACGGCAUUACGCACGGCCAAGGUUCGGAAGCCCGCGGAGGACCAGGCGUCUGACGACAGAGGAACCUCCUUCACCGACUUCACCACCAGGCAGGCUUGGGACUACGACACCGCCCGGGCCGACUACCAUCCGUUCAGCGUGGAGCAUUCAGCCGUGACCUCCGUGGAGGGAGAGAUGGCGGCAGCAAUGGUUCCCAAACCCACCGUGUCUGCCCCUGACGAUCGCAUCGGGGGGGCGCUACAGGCCGUGUGCUCCGUGGAGUCCCUCCAUCAGUGCGCGCUCACGAGGAAAGUGGACAUCGUCACGUGCACCUUCAGCACACCCAGCUCCACUCUGUCGGUCAAAUGCAUUUAACGAGGGCCCCUUGUAUUAUCACUAUAAACAGGCCUAUAGCAGUAUGGGAUCAGUUAUAGGACACACAGGAAGUUCCCUUUACCGAGUGGUAGGAAUAGUUUUACAAUAUACCCUAUGGGUACCUACAGAGUGCAUGCAUAUUUGUUAUUAUGCAUUAUAGCACAAUAACAAGAUAUAUUCACUGAGUGAAUCCAAGUGUCAUUGUUUUUCUGAGAUGGUUGUUGUGUAUCUGUGCAGGCAUACUGGUCUGCUACUCCGCUCACCAGGGCACGGGUCUGCGGGGUUCUGUGUUGGAAAAUAAAAAAUGUUCCGUAUAUAUGAAGUUAAUAUUUAUGGUUUUGCCUACGGGUUGGUAUUUUGAAAACGGGAGCCCUGAAGGA
Molecule: messenger RNA, 2017 nt
Organism: Gadus morhua (Atlantic cod)
Lineage: Eukaryota; Metazoa; Chordata; Actinopteri; Gadiformes; Gadidae
Gene: ptger4c
Product: prostaglandin E receptor 4 (subtype EP4) c
Exons: 2
Coding region: 141-1637 (498 amino acids)
Biological process (GO): inflammatory response; adenylate cyclase-activating G protein-coupled receptor signaling pathway; cellular response to prostaglandin E stimulus
Cellular component (GO): plasma membrane
Molecular function (GO): prostaglandin E receptor activity
Source: RefSeq, a predicted model, not a curated record